AUGCGGCAGCUUUCUUUUGCCAGGGAGAACCUGGCAAGCACAGCUCGGCUUUGGAGCCCACACCCGCAGCGACACAGCUUCCUGACAGCGUUGUUCCUUACCCAACGCUGUGGUCCCUGGCCUUUCCUAACUUAUUUCUUCUUUGACAAUCCAGCAUCAACAGAAGAGGUGCGGGCCCACCCGUUCACCGACGUGACCCUCGACUGCGAGUUCUCCUUCAUAGACAGCACAGAGAACCUUGAGUUUUACUGGGAAAGAGAAGACAUAGUAGAGGAAUACGACGCGGAGGACCGUGAGUUUUACCGAUUUUUCAGCUACUAUGAUUUCUUUCAAGUUUUCACAAAGGUGGUUUACCAGUUUUACGACAACGAAGAGCAACUCGAGGACCAAAAUGCCUUGUAUGAAGGAAGAGUCUCUGUGGAUCGGAGUGAGAUUUCCGAGGGCAUUCUGUCCCUUCUACUGCGAAACGUGGAUUUCUUGGACGAAGCCUUGUACAAGUGCAGCGCUGUCACCCCCAACGGGAGAGGCGAGAGCACAGUCAAGUUGAUCGUGGAAGAUUCUGAAAUGCCCCAGGUGAAGUUUGACAAGCUUGACGAUGAAGAUGUGGUUACUUGCACAUCCAAAGGCUGGUACCUCACACCCAACGUGACCUGGUUGGACCGGGGAGAGAGGGACCUGAGCAACCACAGUACGGUGGAGGUCCUGGAGGAGCAGAUGAACGGCCUGUACCGCGUGUACUCCGUCCUCAGAUACCCAGUCAAGUUAAAUGAAAAGUACGUCUGCCACAUCACGGAGACGGACACCAACAACCAGCCAAUCAGAUCCAUCCGGCGGUACCCCAAGAAAAGGUUCAAUGACUAUAACUACUAUUAAAAGAUUUGAAUGGAAGCUGGAGAGACGGCUCAGUGGUUAAGAGCACUGACUGCUCUCUAGAGGUCCUGGGUUCAAAUCCCAGCAAUCACAUGGUGACUCACAACCACAGCAAUGGGAUCUGAUGCCCUCUUCUGGUGUGUCUGAAGACAGCUACAGUGUACUCAUAUACAUAAAAUAAAUAAAUAAUUCCUUUAAAAAAA
This is a messenger RNA of Apodemus sylvaticus (European woodmouse), 1073 nucleotides long. RefSeq names its product V-set domain-containing T-cell activation inhibitor 1-like. The coding region runs from base 1 to 873 and encodes 290 amino acids. The record is from RefSeq and is a predicted model, not a curated record. The transcript has 4 exons. NCBI's taxonomy places the organism in Eukaryota, Metazoa, Chordata, Mammalia, Rodentia, Muridae.